AUGCUGCCCAAGGACUUGCCCGACUGUCGCGUCCUAACAUUCAGCUAUCCGGCAUCUGUGGCCGCCGUGUUCGGCAGAACCUCUUCUGACACAAUACUUCAGCAUGCGACUACUUUGGUCCAAGAGCUAGCCGCCGAUCGCCAGAUAGAAAGAGCGACAGAAAGGCCGAUUAUCUUCUUGUGUCAUUCCCUAGGGGGGAUCAUAGUCAAGAGAGCACUGAUCUACUCAGAAAGUCGGAAGGCAAAGAAGUCGGAACAUAUUCAUUCUAUAUUCGUCUCAACCUACGGAAUCAUGUUUUUCGGCACUCCACAUCACGGCAGCAGCAAGGCAAUUCUGGCAAACUACGUUCAACGUAUGGUUGAUGUCUUGCCAUCCAAGGUGGUCGACACGGACUCGCAGCUGUUAGAAGCCCUCCGAGAGGGAUCAGAAAUUCUGCAAGAUAUCACCGACAACUUCCAGCCUAAGAUGAAAAGCUUCCAUGUAUUCUUUUUCUGGGAACAAGAAAAGUCCAACUUAGGGGUAAAAUGGGAUUAUAUCGUGGCGCAAACGUCCGCAGCUCCUAUAUUAGAUGACACCGACCGCGCAGGAAUCAAAGCAGAUCAUCGGAGGAUGUGCAAAUUUGCGACACGGACGUCACCGGGCUAUAGGCUCGUGGUUGCCACCUUGAUGCGUUACUCAGAAGAGGCGCCUAACAAAAUUGGGCGCCGAUGGGUUGAGAACAAAGAGCUUGUCCGGUCGAUGCGAAAGAAUGAAGCUAAGGAGAUCUAUGAUGAGAGUGAUUGA
Aspergillus melleus is the source of this 783-nucleotide messenger RNA. RefSeq lists its product as uncharacterized. The transcript has 4 exons. NCBI's taxonomy places the organism in Eukaryota, Fungi, Ascomycota, Eurotiomycetes, Eurotiales, Aspergillaceae. The record is from RefSeq and is a predicted model, not a curated record. The coding region runs from base 1 to 783 and encodes 260 amino acids.